Molecule: messenger RNA, 1029 nt
Organism: Geodia barretti
Lineage: Eukaryota; Metazoa; Porifera; Demospongiae; Tetractinellida; Geodiidae
Source: the annotation of a GenBank genome assembly
AUGAACUCACCUAAUCCGCGAACAACCUCCAUUACAGUCGUUGGUAGCGGCUCUUGGGGAACAGCAAUCGGUGCUUGGCUUGCUCGCAAUGGUCACGACGUACGAAUUUGGGAUAUUGAUACCUCAGUAAUUGACGAUAUCAAUGCCACACAUUGUAACAACCGGUAUCUACCCGAUUGUAAAUUGCCCGAGAAUCUGGUUGGAUAUCGAGCGCUGGAAUCCGCUAUGACCGAUUGUUCGACUGUUGUACUAGCAGUCCCAAGCCGAGUUUUUGAGACUGCACUCCUGAAUGUCACAUCUCACCUUGACAGAAUGGAUUCAAGCAACACUCCAACAAUUGUGUGGGGAACAAAGGGAUUCGCUCAGAAAACUGGUGAACUCUUGAGUCAUGUCGCAGAGCGUGUACUCGGAGACACGGCAGUUACAGCGGCUAUUUCAGGUCCAAGUUUCGCAUAUGAGGUUGUGAGAGGAAUUCCGGCCGGCUUUGAUCUGGCGUCAAAGUCGAGUGAGAGGAUCGAAUCCAUCGCCGACCUUUUUCGCAGCGAAAACAUUCUGGUCUAUACAACUUCGGAUAUCAUCGGCGUUCAGGUUGGCGGCGCAACCAAGAACGUAAUCGCGAUCGCGGCAGGAAUCUCAGAUGGUCUCGGCUUCGGCAUCAAUGCCCGCGCUUUGCUCAUCACGCGCGGACUUGCUGAAAUGAAUCGCCUGAAUGUCGCUCUAGGCGGCAGUGCCGAGACAAUGAUGGGGCUGUCCGGACUUGGAGAUCUGGUUUUAACCUGUUCUGGUGAUCUGUCGCGAAACCGCAGGCUGGGGCUCGGUUUGGGACAAGGUAAACCUAUUGACGAGAUCGUUGAGGAAAUCGGCCAGGAAGUGGAAGGCAUUCAAUCUACACGGGAAACGUACCAAAUCGGCAAAAAGAUGGACGUUUUCAUGCCUAUGACUGAGUGCAUGUAUCGCAUACUAUAUGAGGGAUUGUCGCCUCUUCAGGCUGCUACCGAACUCAUGGCAAUCGGUCCGAGCCUCAAAUGA